Molecule: messenger RNA, 4312 nt
Organism: Pyricularia pennisetigena
Lineage: Eukaryota; Fungi; Ascomycota; Sordariomycetes; Magnaporthales; Pyriculariaceae
Exons: 4
Coding region: 1190-4312 (1040 amino acids)
Biological process (GO): mRNA splicing, via spliceosome
Cellular component (GO): U2 snRNP; nucleus
Molecular function (GO): U2 snRNA binding; protein binding
Source: RefSeq, a predicted model, not a curated record
AUGUCUUUCCAGACGAACGUCCUUCAAGACGGACAAUGGGUUACACAGACCGUUGAUCUGAACGCCGUUCUCAGAGCCUCAAAUUCCAAGGCUGUGGACAAGGCGCCCAGGAUUCCUGUAGCCAAGCCUCCUAGAUGCGGCAUCUUCACCAAGACAGUGGUCGAAUCCCCAGUGGUCAGACAUGUCCUACCUUGCCGUCUACGAUGCGCUGAUCGAGCCGAUGUUGCUUUUGUCGGGGACUACUUUGUCGAGAUCCGCGAGUACCGCAUGGAAGAUGGUCAACUCCAUGAUGUGAUUCGCAGGGACGACUUCGAUGAGCGCAUCAGAAAAGCAGUCGUCAUUGGCGAUCUCCCUGACAGUCUUGGGCUUCCAGCAAACAAAAAGGCAGCCGAGGAGGAUAUAGAUAUGCUCAACCCAAGAUCUCAAUCAUCUCGAACCGACAGUCGAAAAGAGUUGCUGGCACCUCAGAUGCUCCUAGUACUCCUGGAGAACUGUAAAUGCAUUUUCAUGGUGCUUCGCACAAAUCCAGAUGGCAGCUCUGAGUUCGUCACAUCAGAGUGCAGCAUCCCUGCAGAAGUCUCCAACUCGUCCUUUGGUCAGCAGCUGGCCGUGGAUCCCAGCUCGCGCUAUAUCGCUUUGAGUUCUUCAGACUCUACCUUUACAGUCUGCGAACUUGAGUCAAGGCAGGUUCUCGAAAGUCGUUAUCGGAACAAGGUUGACCUCAACCCAAUCAAAAACUUCCGGCCCCGAGCCUACAACGGAGUUUUGCAAAUGAUGGAGUUUCUUUUCCCCAAAAAGGGCAACGAGGGCGAAGUCAUUCUUCUGAUGUUCAUUGUCAGAGGUGGUCACACCCGAAUGGUGUUAUAUGACUGGGAAGCGGGCGAACAUCUUCUCGGUGCUCUUUCUCAGGAGGCCAAUGGCCACCGUUUGUCUACGCAGCAUCAACUACCGCUUUUUCUCAUCCCCCUCAGGGUUGGCACAUCGUUCAUUGCCGUCUACAGAGAUACAUUCUGCAUUGUCAAGGAUGCUCAGCUGGCUCCCCCUGAGUUCAGCGAGCUGAUUGUCGAUUCAAAACCCCCCUCGGAAUAUUAUACCGGCAACGCAACACCGUUGUGGGCCUCUUGGGCUCGACCUUUCCGCCUGUCGCAAUACGGUUCUGAUUGCGUAUAUAUUGCUAGAGAAGACGGCUAUGUCGAAAUGCUCUUCGUCAACGACGAUGUCGACGUGGAGGCGUCUUCAGUGGGUCGUAUGCGAUGCAGUGUCUCAACUGCCUUUGGAGUACUGUUUGAUGACACCCCUAGUGACAUUCUCGUGGCAGCUGGAGAUGCAGGGCCCGGUGUUGUCUGGAAGGCAAGUUACGGCGAGAGCGGCCCCAGAAUAUCUUAUGCACAUCCCUAACUGGGCCCCUGCCCUUGAUAUGGUCUCUACACAUGGUUUCCACACCGUCCCUGGAGUCGAUAGACGUGGAAGAUGUGUGGGCGGCACGAGGACAAUUGGAUUUCAACAAAAUCCUGAUCGAUUGUUCGCAACCUCGGGGAAAGCCGCGAGUGGCGCCGUUAUAGAGUAUCGACAUGGCUUUCAAGCUGAUAUCGGAGUUCAGCUUGACUGCGACCCCACGACCACCAAGGCUUGGCUGCUGCCCGCUGCUGCGACGGCCUCAGGGUCCGGUCAUUAUUUGAUUCUGACAACCCCGGACCGGUCAACCUUACUGCACCUUUCCGAUGACCUGUCCGAGCUCAGCUGCCCUGAAGAGGAUAUUGGGUUUGAUCUCCUUUCACAAACCUAUGUUGUUCAUCCUAUAUACAAGCGUGCUAUCUUACAAGUCACCGAAACUCAUUUAGCUUGUGUGGCUACACCACCUGAAAGGCAUCAAUGGCCUUCCAAUCAAGUUGAGCAAAAUACUCUGCAGCACGAUGAAGAUCUCAUUCAAGAACCCCUGUCCAAUGUGCGAGUGCGACUUCAGGAUCUGUUCACUCACAGUACACCUGGAGACGAGAUAGUGUUUACACACGCAGCUGCGUUGGACGAAUUUGUUUUGCUCUCAGCGACGACAAACCAUAGCACACAUAUUCACCUGUGCCGUAUUGAGCCCAACCUGUCACCAGCGGUUGUUAGAAGCUUCCCGGUUCAAGGGGAGGUAACGUGCUUGGCCUCUGGCACGUUUCGUGGUGUCAGGCAUGUUUUUGCCGGUCUAUGGCUUGACAAUGUGCCAAGCUUGGCACGCCUGUCGCUCGACGGGCUGGAUGCAGGCAGACUUGAAAUUAUACCUAUCGCUCCAGAUCCGGCUAGUUCUCUCCCGCCUCCCAGCUUUGACUCAGGCAGUAUACCGCAUACCACCAUCGGCGGAUACGUUAGCAUCUCUACUGCCGAGAUAGAUGAAUAUUCUGUCCUAGUUCUUGGUACCCGCGAAGGUUCAGUUGUUACUAUGGCCUCGCGUGGGGAAGAAUCAGUCGUUUGUACCGAAAAGUUCGGCUUAACUCCUGUCACCACGAGUGACUUCAGAUUCGGCAACAGGAGGGAUAUGGUCGCUGUCUGCUGCGACUCGAAACUGUGGAUUCUUACCGGCUUUGACAGCAAAAGGACGAAAACUUUCAAAGAGAAGUAUCGCGUUUGGCCAGUCGACAGGCAAGAGAUGAAGCCGACCGAAGGCCCAAAACCAAUGCCAGCCCCUUGCACUAUUCCCAUUAUAUCGGCCACUACCUUUGACGUAGCACGCACCCCUCAACAUCUCCCGUUAAUGCUUACAACGGGUAGCCAGAUCAUCCUCGCCGAGGUAAUCUUGAAACCCCGGCAAGUACCGUGGACGAUACCUUUGGGUGUGACACCAACCACUGCCAUAUACUCCCGCGUAUUGAAUUGUCUCGUGGUUGGAGUGGUUGACGAAGCAAGCAAAACUACGCUAAAGUUCCUGGACUUGGAGACUGGGGAGGACGUUGCUUACCCGUACAAACAAGACGACGAGUCAUCUCAGUAUGUUGCCGGACUUGGGAUUAAGGGAGAUACCAUAUUGAGCCUCUCAGAAUGGAUCUAUCAGAAAUCCAAGCAUAAAUUUGCAUUCAUCCUGGUUGGCUCGCGAUCUGCCGGUAUACAAGUGAUAACAGCAACCAACAUGGCAGACGGCAGGACAGGGGGCAAGAGGAUGAUCAAGUACUACACCCGGUUCAAGCGAAGGGCUACAGAGCCUGUGCACUGCAUUAUUGGUCACCAGGAUGGCAUCAUAUACUGCCAGGGCUCUACGUUGAAAUGGGAAAUCCUUGACAACGUCCAGAAGAAGCUUGUACUUUGGAGGACUUUUGAUCUUCGAUCUCCCGCCAAGGCCUUGUCGGUUUGGGAUGGUGGCAGGGCUGAGAACGAACAAGAUCAAGCGUCCGGCAGCAAACACGACGGUGCCAAGCUAUCGACCAGAAGUGGAAAGACAGGUAAAGGAAAGCAAAAGGCAGCCGACGGUGACUUGUCGGAGCCGGAAGAAGCGAGCAAAGAAACGGACGAGGCCGCUGCACAGAGCCUGGAGCGUAGGCUGGCAAGUCAUAUCGUCGUGACAACGAUGCACCACUCGCUCAUCGUCCUCUCCCACCGAGAGGAAAAGGCCACGGAGAUGACAGAUUCACAUUCGGAUCCCUUCGGGCGUCAAGGCCUGCAUUCGAUCGGGCAGGGGAACAUGGAAGGCAGCUCCAUAUACCUCACGACAGAUAUGACGCGCUCCCUGACAGGGCUGUGGGUGCCGUGGAGACAGCCGGGCUGCAACUGCGAGGUCUUGUUCGAAGCAGAGCUGCCCUCCUCGGUGAGGAAGAUGGUUGCAGCGCGCACCAGGCCCGGCUGGGCUGCGGCGCAGCGGGCGGCCGGCUAUGGAAUCAUCAAGUGCGACGGGAUAGAGACGCUGGGUAUAUCGGUUGACGGCCGCCUACAGCACUUUCAGAUGAUCGGCAUCGAGGCUUGGGGCGUCUUGAGGCUGGUGGUCAACCUGGCCAUGGGCACCCCUGAGAUCUGCCCCUUCAUCUGGCGCCAUGCGGAGGGCUGGCAGGAGGAGCCCGAGCCCGUGGAUGAUGGCGGACUCAUGCUGCAGAUCGACGGUAACAUAGUGCAGCGGGUGCUGGACAAAAGGGCGUUGGAAAGGCUUUUCAGAAACGAAGCGCAUUUUGCGAGCCUCGUUCAGAAACUCAGGGAUCUGGAUACGGCCGAGGCGGAAAAUGGCGGCAUCUGGCGCAUGGCUGGCCUUUUGCCACCGCCGGAUGAUGCCGUCAUGGAGCACAAGGAGGUCUUUUUUGAGCUGGUAUAUGCCAUCAUGGAGUAUUACCUUUCGCCCGUGAUUUGA